Messenger RNA from Malus domestica (apple), 924 nucleotides. RefSeq names its product tRNA-uridine aminocarboxypropyltransferase A. Lineage: Eukaryota; Viridiplantae; Streptophyta; Magnoliopsida; Rosales; Rosaceae. The record is from RefSeq and is a predicted model, not a curated record.
UCUCCACACAGCAUCUUCACCAGCGAGCUUCAUAUAGAUGGAAUCAGAAGACCUCAACAACCUUGACAUUUUCUCCGACAGCGCCGCCGCCCAAGCCGAUCCGACUCCGCGUGGGCCCAGGCCCAUAUGCAGCAACUGCACCCGACCCGGCCCAGUAUGCCUCUGCCAAUCUCUCCCGGCCCGGCCCAUCCAAACCCAAACCCAUGUCAUAAUCCUCCACCAUCCCCACGAAGCCAAUCACAAGCUUUCCACAACCCCAAUCCUCACCAAAUGCCUCUCCAACGCCACCGCCGUCAUCGGCCGCAAGCUCCGGCCAGGCCUUUCGCCGCUGCUCGACCAAUCCCCUCCCGCCAUAUACCUCUUCCCGCCCACCAAAUCCUCGCCCGCCGUCACCCUACCGGACCUCCCAGCAUCCCCUCUCCCUCGCGUUCUCGUCGCGUUCGACGCCACGUGGAAGCACGCGCGGGAGAUGGUGAAAGCGAGCGAGGGGUUUUUGUCGGCGUUCGCGACGAGGGUUUGUUUGGAUGUGGACGAGAGCGCGAGCGGUGGGAGCAUUUACGACUCGGAGUUGGUUCUGAGGAAGGAGCCGUUUGGCGGGUGCGUGAGUACGUUGGAGGCUGUGGCCAGAGCUCUGGGUGCGCUUGAGCCCAAUGGGGUGGAGAUUGAGGCCCAGCUUAUUGGGGUCUUGAGGGACAUGGUGGGUUUGCAGGCUGGCUAUCUUAAUAAGCCCAUAAAGCCCAGGCCCAAGUUGUUGAAGAAAGGCAAGCAAAAACAAAGGCUCAGGAUUGAGAGUGAGAGUGGGAGUGAGAAUCCUACGAUGUCGGGUCUCGGUCGAAAUUAGGUCCGCACUCGAUUAGUGAAUUGCCUUUUAAAGUUGGAUAUGACAUUGGAUAUUGUUUUUAGUGAAUUGCCUUCUGUUCUUUA